Messenger RNA from Drosophila albomicans, 234 nucleotides. RefSeq lists its product as uncharacterized. Bases 1 to 183 code for a protein of 60 amino acids. NCBI's taxonomy places the organism in Eukaryota, Metazoa, Arthropoda, Insecta, Diptera, Drosophilidae. The transcript has a single exon. The record is from RefSeq and is a predicted model, not a curated record.
AUGGUGAAGAAACACAAGGGCACUUUGGCGGUCAUUGAGCAGAUCUAUCAGGAUAUUCCUGCUUUCACCGACAUCUUUACGGAGGAGAGCUUCUACACGUUUGCCUUUUGUUUCGUUUGUGCCACGAUUAUAGUGGCAUUUAUUCUAUCGCGUUUUAUUACCAUAAAGCCCGUUGAUUUCUAAGCCAAAAUGCCCAAAAUUAAAACUUAAGCUUUAAAUAUGUAAAACAAAAAC